Fonsecaea multimorphosa CBS 102226 is the source of this 261-nucleotide messenger RNA. RefSeq lists its product as uncharacterized. Gene Ontology annotation, cellular component: trans-Golgi network. The record is from RefSeq and is a predicted model, not a curated record. Lineage: Eukaryota; Fungi; Ascomycota; Eurotiomycetes; Chaetothyriales; Herpotrichiellaceae. The transcript has 2 exons. Bases 1 to 261 code for a protein of 86 amino acids.
AUGAGUCCACGACGCAACAGUGAAGACAUUGAGCGAAUAGAGCGUGGGUUACGCGAGACUCUGAAAGAGCAAGCGCGAAACUUGCAAUCUUCGCUGGCCGCUCUGGCGGAAAAAAUCGAUGAGGUCAAGAACGACCACGACAAGCUCGAGACUGAGAACCGCUUCCUGCAGGACUACAUCGGCGGCUUGACGAGAACCAUGUCGAGAGAUAAUCUCGGCCGAAGUACAAGCACCAGCAGCAAGAAGAAGGGCAAACGAUGA